Messenger RNA from Verticillium alfalfae VaMs.102, 1510 nucleotides. Its product is annotated as serine/threonine-protein kinase csk1. Gene Ontology annotation, cellular component: nucleus; cytoplasm. Bases 111 to 1268 code for a protein of 385 amino acids. The record is from RefSeq and is a predicted model, not a curated record. The transcript has 4 exons. Gene Ontology annotation, biological process: protein phosphorylation. NCBI's taxonomy places the organism in Eukaryota, Fungi, Ascomycota, Sordariomycetes, Glomerellales, Plectosphaerellaceae. Gene Ontology annotation, molecular function: ATP binding; cyclin-dependent protein serine/threonine kinase activity.
ACAAAACGCCUUUUUGCUGAACGCUGAGGCCCGAUCACGCAACUUCGGUCAUCGGAGGGCUGCAUAAUCGACCUUCACUUGUGCUGUGCAGAAAUAAGCUCUUCGCAAGCAUGGGGGCCGAUGAGCCAGACUGGCGGUCCGCUGUCUCUGCGAGCGACCGCUUCGAGAACAUACAAAGCAUCAAAAUCGCAUUGGAGGGAGCAAAUCCUGAGGUUGCAGCGACCGCACAAUCUGAGGCCUUUGCUCUUGAGAACCAAGCUUUCAAGGUUAGCGCCAGCCGGAAACAGUAUGAAGACGCCUGCCGCCUGGUUCGAGAUGUCUCACCCCCACUAGCCGAGGCUGCGGACUCUGGCGAGGACCAUCUAUCGGAGGUAGGAAUUGCCAUUGGGCCUUAUGAGAACUGCAUGCCAGUUGCAGAAGGCGUGACGUCGGAGGUUUUUCGAUGUAAAGAUCGAGCCCUGAAGGUGAUUGUCGAAACGCGCAAUAUUGAGCCACACAACCCACAGCGCGAGGCCAAAAUUCUCGCCCUUCUCAAACGGCCAUGUAUCCCUUUACUCGAAACUUUCCGAGACCACGAGCAGCGCUUCGUUCUGGUUUUUCCAUACAUGCCACUCACUCUCGCCGAUGUGCUUGAACAGAAACCAUUGCCGGCGACCUGCAUUCGGAGCAUUUUCACAGAUGUGUUUACCGCCUUAAGGGACAUACACGCACAGGGCAUCAUUCACCGCGACAUCAAACCAGCGGCCAUUCUCCUACAGAAUCCGGAGGGACCAGCACUGCUCUCUGACUUUGGCACCGCGUGGCACCCGAACAUGUCGAUCAUAUCUGAGCCCGCAGAUAACAAGAUUCUCGACAUUGGCACGGGCCCAUACCGUGCUCCGGAGUGUCUCUUCGGCGACAAGUCUUACGGAACUGGUGUUGACAUUUGGGCCACGGGCACCAUGCUUGCCGAAGCCUGUCGCUAUCCACCCAUACCCCUGUUUGAGUCACGACCAACACACGAGGACGGCAAUCAACUGGGGUUGAUCUUGAGCAUCUUCAAAACACUCGGAACGCCCACGAAAGAGACAUGGCCAGAGGCCGCUACAUAUAAGACGCCGCCUUUUGAGAUGUACAGAACGAUCGAGGGGAAGGCCUGGGAGGACAUCCUGCCGAACAUCGACCCUAGUAUCCGUGACUUAGUCGCCAACAUGGUUCGGUUCGACUCGAGCAGGAUGACCGCUCAAGAGGCCUUGCUUCACAACUUCAUGACUGAACAGACUGGUUGAUUAAAUCUGACCUUCCAUUUCUGGUACUCCCCCGUAAAUGGCUUCUCCGCGUACUGGGUGAAGUUGGCAGAGACCUCGGCAAAACGGCAAAGUUAGAGAGCCAACAAAUUUGGGCAGGGAGACCGACUAACGGGCAUGAAAUCGAGUAUCAAGACGAAUGUGCACCAAGAAGGAGUUCUCAGCCCCUGAAAGGGCUACAUUCUACGGACUAAGAUCUCCUUUACCAUCCUCCUUUGUUCUCG